This is a messenger RNA of Iphiclides podalirius (scarce swallowtail), 210 nucleotides long. The record is from the annotation of a GenBank genome assembly. NCBI's taxonomy places the organism in Eukaryota, Metazoa, Arthropoda, Insecta, Lepidoptera, Papilionidae.
AUGGGUAACGCCAGUGCGAAAGCAGUAGAAGUGAAAGUGCCAGAUGUUCCGGCACCGGAUAAUACGGAAAAGCCAAAAUUGAAACCAUGCUGCGCUUGCCCAGAGACGAAAAGAGCGCGUGAUGCAUGCAUUAUUGAAAAUGGAGAAGAAAAUUGCGGCCCUCUAAUAGAAGAGCACAAGGCCUGCAUGAGGAAAAUGGGUUUUAACAUU